Messenger RNA from Phyllopteryx taeniolatus (common seadragon), 3541 nucleotides. RefSeq names its product aristaless related homeobox a (gene arxa). The record is from RefSeq and is a predicted model, not a curated record. The transcript is spliced from 5 exons. NCBI's taxonomy places the organism in Eukaryota, Metazoa, Chordata, Actinopteri, Syngnathiformes, Syngnathidae. Gene Ontology annotation, molecular function: DNA-binding transcription factor activity, RNA polymerase II-specific; RNA polymerase II transcription regulatory region sequence-specific DNA binding. Gene Ontology annotation, biological process: regulation of transcription by RNA polymerase II. Bases 81 to 1487 code for a protein of 468 amino acids.
GCCACCCCCCACCCGGCCGCCCGCCCCCAUCUUGCUUGUCCGCGGCAGACGACGCAGCAAGUGGCCGGAGAAGAGUCGACAUGAACGGCCACUUCGACGAGGACGGCCGCGAGCGGGCCGAGAGGAAGGGCAGCAAGUCCCCCACGCUGCUGUCGUCCUACUGCAUCGACAGCAUUCUGGGCCGCCGCAGCCCCUGCAGGCUGCGACUCAUCGGCGCCCUGCCCGGCAGAGGGGAGCUCGACAAGGCGCCGGAGGGGUCGACCAAAGAGGUUUCUCUGAGCGCGGACGUGCACCUGCCGCCGAAGCUGCGCCGCCUGUACGGCCCCGGCGGCAAAUACCUCCAGGAGCAGGCGGACAAGCUGCACGAGCGCGAGCGCGAGCGCGAGCGGCUUCUCCUGGAAGGGGCCGCCGAGAGCCUCAAGAUCAUCCAGGCGCCGCAGGUGAGCAUCAGCCGCAGCAAGUCGUACCGGGAGAACGCGGCCCUGAGUCGGCCCGAGGGCGACCGCAGCCCAGGCGAGGGCUCGGAGGACGGCGGCGGCGGCGGCGGCGCGGCGGCCCUGGUGGAACUCGGCGCGUUGAAGUUCGACGAGGACGCGGUGAAGACGGAGGAGGGCGCCUGCGGGAACGCGGCUGCUCGUCUGUCUCCCAAAGACGAGGAGAGGGAGAGCUUGCACGCCGGGGAUGGGGACGUGAGGGACGGGGAGGACAGCGUGUGCCUGUCGGCGGGCAGUGACUCGGAGGAGGGCAUGAUGAAGCGCAAGCAGAGACGAUACAGGACUACCUUCACCAGUUACCAGCUGGAGGAGCUGGAGAGGGCUUUCCAAAAGACGCACUACCCCGACGUCUUCACCAGGGAAGAGCUCGCCAUGCGUUUGGAUCUGACCGAAGCCCGAGUGCAAGUGUGGUUUCAGAACCGCAGGGCCAAGUGGAGGAAGCGUGAAAAGGCGGGCGUGCAGGGCCACCCAGCAGGCCUGCCCUUCCCGGGCCCUCUGGCGGCGGGCCACCCUCUCAGCCACUACCUGGAGGGAGGACCCUUCCCGCCUCACCCGCACCCCGCCCUCGAGUCGGCAUGGACGGCCGCCGCCGCCGCCGCCUUCCCCGGCCUCGCCCCGCCGCACCACAACGGGUCCGCGCCGGCCCUCGCCACCCCGCUCGGCUUGGGCACUUUCCUGGGCACGGCCGCCAUGUUUCGCCACCCGGCUUUCAUCGGGCCCACUUUUGGCAGGCUCUUCUCCAGUAUGGGUCCCCUGACCAGUGCUUCCACCGCUGCGGCGCUCCUGCGGCAGCCGGCCCCCCCCGUCGACAGCUCCCACGCGGGCCCCGUCCUCCCGGACCCGACCCCUUCUUCCAGCCCCGCAUCCUCAGCUGCAGCGGACCGCCGGGCCUCGAGUAUCGCCGCCCUGCGCCUCAAGGCCAAGGAACACUCGGCCCAGCUCACCCAGAUCAACAUCCUGCCCCCCGGCACGGCCGGGAAGGAGGUGUGUUGAACAAUUCCAGGCCUCCUCCUCCCAUUCUACGAUGCCUCCCUACCCCGUUCCUCCAAAAAAAGAGAAAAGCCACUUCAAACGUUGGAGCCCUUUGACCCCCAACAAAGUAGCACGACCAAAGUCACACAAACACUGACUAAAUACAGAUGACACACUGACCAUGGGUGACACAUUUUCACACUCUCUGGCCACAACGAUCUAAUGAGAUCCAAACCACAACUGUAUCAGGAAAACUGUCCUUACAAAGAUGCACAGCGUCACAAAUUUAAAAUGCUAUCUAAAAAUACUCUAUACUGGAUUUUUAUAGUUUGGGUGCCCAUCAGGUACCCUGCGAGAACAGAGACGUGACGUGCAACUUGUUGUGCCGUUCCCAUUUGUAAAAUAGUAAUUCAAAUUCAAUUAGAUGCAUAAAAUGGGACCAGAGAGGGAAACGUUUUCAAUAGAUCAUUUGAAUAAUAUUCUACCGUCAGGUCAUGCAUACGGUUUUAACAUAAAACAGCUGAAAGGAUGCAAGUGCAGUUGUACACCAGGCAAACUACAACCUCAAUAAUAAACCCAUUGUUACAUGUAUUCCUAACAGUGUCAAGCCAAAAUAAAACAUUUUCUUUACAAAGGCUGAUGAUUUUGAAAUGGCUCUGGUGCUGGAUUUCAUUAGAUCGUGCAGAUACAGUAUUGUUCCGGUCAUGACUUUACGAGAGGCGAGAUAUUGAUUGCCCCCCCCCCCCCGUGGGCCAUAUACAUGAUUGAGCCCGCCAAUGCAAGUGGCAUCAUAGCUCUUCAUCAAUUUAGUAUGGCCCACAGAGGACUUAAGGUUCCCGGCCGUUGACUAAAACGGAGACUUUUCAGUUUUCAAACUGCUGGCAAGAUUGGAAUGUAGCCUCAACUUCCCCCAGCUCACUAAACUUGGAAAAAAAAAAAAAAAAACAUCCAGUAAGGGACCAGUGUGUCGUGCUUGCCUGGCCGCCUCAGAGUCCACCUCGGUCAGCCGCGAGCGGACAACCUUACUGUCCGAGCCGAGUGUAUUGCCGAACACCAAACGACACCGGUGUGAUGUUGUAUUUUGGGGAAUGUACAAUCCAUUACAAAUAUAAAAGCGGUGAUCAAAUUACCUGACGACCCAGGUGAGAAUGGAGACGAGACUGUUUGCGGUGGUUUUCCAAGCCUGUGCCGCGUGUCGUGCCGUGUCCAUUUGUAAAAUAGUAGUUCCAAUUCAAUUAGAGGCAUAAAAUGGGGCCAGAGAGGUAAGAUUAUUCAAUAGAUCAUUUUAAUAAUGGUCCUACAGUUUUAGCAUAUACGACUCUAAAAAACAAACCAAAAAAAGUACUGCACAGGCCCUGCAGAAAAAUUGCAACUGAUGUAAAGAUAUAGAGUACCUGUAGUAGAUGAAGUGUAACUAAAAAAUGAAGCAUGAAUGAAAAGAAAAUGAGAUUAGAAAGUUUCACACACACACACACACACAAAGGCUUGCUGUGUUGCUUCCAUUAUAUGAAUGAACGCGUCGACGAGGGCCAGCCCAGCCCAGCCCACCUCCCCGACGACCUGCCCCCACCCGCUCUCCAGCCACCCGCCCAGAACCAAAGGAAAACGGUCCACAGAUCUGACUUGAGUCUUCUCUACAAUCAUUACUCCUCUCCCGCUGCUCACCUGUCCUCAGGUCACACACGGUGUCCAAUCCGGCCUAAGGUCACGCGAGCCCGGCUGGGACGUCUCUGACUGUGUGACGGAAAGAUGUAAAUAUUGUGUAAAGAGGGACGACAAAAUACAACAACAAAACUGAUCCAUUUUCAAAACAGACGCUUGUGUAUAUUUCAAGAGGCCGUGUUUUGAUAAUUUGCACUCGGUGUAGUGUGUGCUGAAUGUCGCCCCGUGUAGAACUCCAUCUGUGUUUUAUGAAUUAUUAGAUUUUUAGUUCAUUAUUUAUGUCCAAACGUCGCCCCCUAUGAACUGAGAAGUCUAAUCGGAAUGAAUGACCUUCAUGAAAUGAGUUCUUUUGGCAUUCAGGACUGAAAUGAUGUGAAAUAUUAUAGAACUAUUAAUAAAAAGUGUUAUGAGGA